AUGGUUAAAAUACGCUGAUUUGAGAUGAAGAAUAGAUUCAUCAAUCAUGCAAGGAAUGUCUGGCAUCGUGCUAUUACCCUUUUGCCCAGAGUCGAUCAAUUGUGGUACAAGUACAUUCAUAUGGAGGAGAUGCUUGGCAAUGUCGCCGGAGUUAGACGGAUUUUCGAGAUGUGGAUGGAAUGGAUGCCUGAUCGUCAUGCGUGGCUCUCUUACAUUAAAUUUGAACUCAAAUACAAAGAAAUCCAACAUGCAAGAGACUUAUUCGACCGUUUUGUUCUAUGCCAUCCUACCGUUGCUUCUUGGAUCCGUUAUGCAAAAUUUGAGAUCAAGAACGGUGAUGCUUGUUCAACAAGAAAUGUUUUUGAAAGAGCUUUGGAUAAGGUUGUUGAUGAUGAAGAAGCUCACAAGCUUUUUCUUGCUUUUGCAGACUUUGAAGCAAGUUGCAAUGAGACUCACCGUGCCGAAUGCAUAUAUCAAUUUGCACUUCACCAUCAUGUUCCUAAGGGAAUCAAUUGCUGAUUAGCUUUCUUUUUUUAGCUAGGAUACUUUUAAUUUUCCUCCAUUGUAAUUUUCAUUACGUUACAAACAAUUACUAUGUGCCGUUACAGUAUAUGAUCAAUAUAUAAAUGUUAAAUAUUUGACUUCCA
Trifolium pratense (red clover) is the source of this 647-nucleotide messenger RNA. Its product is annotated as crooked neck-like protein 1. The record is from RefSeq and is a predicted model, not a curated record. Gene Ontology annotation, cellular component: post-mRNA release spliceosomal complex; precatalytic spliceosome; Prp19 complex. Gene Ontology annotation, molecular function: protein binding. Bases 25 to 519 code for a protein of 164 amino acids. NCBI's taxonomy places the organism in Eukaryota, Viridiplantae, Streptophyta, Magnoliopsida, Fabales, Fabaceae. Gene Ontology annotation, biological process: mRNA splicing, via spliceosome; spliceosomal complex assembly. The transcript is spliced from 2 exons.